This is a messenger RNA of Patiria miniata (bat star), 1203 nucleotides long. RefSeq names its product fat storage-inducing transmembrane protein 2-like. Gene Ontology annotation, biological process: lipid droplet organization; lipid storage; phospholipid biosynthetic process. NCBI's taxonomy places the organism in Eukaryota, Metazoa, Echinodermata, Asteroidea, Valvatida, Asterinidae. The transcript has a single exon. The record is from RefSeq and is a predicted model, not a curated record. Gene Ontology annotation, cellular component: endoplasmic reticulum membrane. The coding region runs from base 14 to 919 and encodes 301 amino acids.
CUUGAGCUUCAUCAUGGAAAGACACACCAUGUUCAAAGAAGAUUCUGCCGUGACCGAGACUCGUCGAAGAAUGCCUUCGAAUUCACCAGAAAACUCGGAAAUGAACACUUCAGUUCCCAGCGAGUCGGUUCUAGACAAGGCCUUUGAUACAUUUUGCAAGGUUAACACCGUCAAUCUUGUGCAGUUCCUCAGUUUUGCAGUGACCAUCGGAUCGCUCGUUUACGAAUUUCGCCCUCCGCCACCAGCAGAGGGUGGUUCGUAUUUCUCCGACAAGCGCAACUUCUUCAACCAGUAUUUCGUCAAGCUGGCAUGGGGCUGGACUAUGGCCAUCUACACACCAUUCGUCGUGCUCAGCGGUCUUCAAAGUCCUGCAAAGAUCGGCCAAAUAUUCAGGGGGUUGGUGCGAGUUCUAGCCGUUGGCACCGCCGCUUGGUACUGGUGGGUGGAGAUCGUGUUUCACCGGGUUAUGCAAGUGACGGGGGCGUGUGUUGGCAACGAGAGUUUGACCGCAGUGCGCGCCUGCAUCAAGGCCGGACACUACUGGGACGGAUACGACAUCUCCGGACAUUGCUUCCUGUUAAUAUACAGUGCACUGUUAAUCCAUGAGGAGCUGCGAAUCGUUAGAAAAAGGGUCAUAACAAUGAACAAACGGGGUCGUAUAUCUAAUGAGCUAUUGCAAAACAAUGCCACUAUUCCCGCUGCUAAUGUCACUGUCAGUUACGAUUCGCUUGUGAGUUUUCUUCAGAAGCUGUUCACGGUUCUCCUGAUUAUGCUAGAGUUGUUAUGGAUACUGAUGGUGAUGAUGACGUCCAUUUACUUCCACGUUUGGAGUCAUAAACUCCUCGGAACACUGAUUGCAAUUGUGUCCUGGCAUUGCACCUACAACCUUUGGUAUAAAGCAAUGGUUUUCCCAGGUUAAUGCUUGUAAGGACUCCCAUUUUAAGUUACAUGGAGAUGUAUCAUUAUAUAAUUUUAUGUGAUUCUUUAUUUAAACUGAUAAUCACUGAUUUUAUGUGUAAUCUCAGGCACCAUUGAAUAACUUUGGGGUGGAUCCUAUGUGCUUGUUGAAAAGUGCCAAUAAUAUGUGGACAUUGUAGUAUUGAAGGGGUAAAGUCUACAAAGGUUUUUGGAAAGAAUGUUGCAUCCUGACACCACUUGUUUUCAUCAUAUAUUAUCUUAAUGAAGGUCAGUCAUUGCAAAAAU